Messenger RNA from Meira miltonrushii, 207 nucleotides. RefSeq lists its product as uncharacterized. The annotation marks the transcript as partial. Lineage: Eukaryota; Fungi; Basidiomycota; Exobasidiomycetes; Exobasidiales; Brachybasidiaceae. The transcript has 2 exons. Gene Ontology annotation, biological process: attachment of spindle microtubules to kinetochore. The record is from RefSeq and is a predicted model, not a curated record. Gene Ontology annotation, cellular component: DASH complex.
AUGUCCGGUAGCGCAACAUCUACCGCCAAAGAGAGGCAUUAUGCUCAUCUAGCAGCUCAAUUAGAAACAUUAAGUGGAAAUAUCGUCGAUGCUCAACAUCAUCUUGGAGCGGCUGCUAGUCAAACACGAUACAUAAAGAGCUUAGGAGCAAAUCAAGCAGCAAUGUUCAUGGCAGCUUUGCAUCAAGUUGAUCAGGAUAGCGGAUCC